AACUCAAGUUAUGAAAUUCCAUCUUCAAGUAUAAUACAGGACGAUUGCUGCCAGAAAUUGAAGAGAAAUCUCACUGUCCACGCAAUUCAUAUGGAACCAAUAAAAUUAACAAGUGUCAACCUCCACGAACUCAAGUAUGCUCAACACAAGCUAGCAGAAUUCGAUGAACAACUCCAACAACAACUGAAUAGGCCUUUCAUCAUCCAACACUCUUCGUGGGUAACAACAGCCCUAUCAAUUACAUGUGGUACCAUUUUGCUCAUUGUCCUCUACAAUUUUAUGAAAUGGUGUGGAUGUUUCCAAAUUCUCCGAAGAAUCUUCUGUUGUACCAAAGAGCCUAGAGCCAUUGAAGCAGGUCCAUGUUUCCAGAUCUUCAACCAAUGUCACAAAAGACCAAUACAGCAACCAGUUCAAGUCUACUACGAUGCAGAACUCCAACGUCUUAAUUACCCAGGUUCCUCUGAGACAGAAAUCCGAGUAUCGAGACCAGAAGACGCCUCCAGCAGCGGGUCUCAAACACAGAGAAGAACAAACAAGACUUUAAAAAUUAAUCCUCAUUAAUUGUUGCAAUUUUACAUAUAUCUUAUAUA
Molecule: messenger RNA, 590 nt
Organism: Coccinella septempunctata (seven-spotted ladybird)
Lineage: Eukaryota; Metazoa; Arthropoda; Insecta; Coleoptera; Coccinellidae
Exons: 2
Coding region: 91-561 (156 amino acids)
Source: RefSeq, a predicted model, not a curated record